Eriocheir sinensis (Chinese mitten crab) is the source of this 934-nucleotide messenger RNA. RefSeq lists its product as uncharacterized. The transcript has 3 exons. Bases 38 to 934 code for a protein of 298 amino acids. The record is from RefSeq and is a predicted model, not a curated record. NCBI's taxonomy places the organism in Eukaryota, Metazoa, Arthropoda, Malacostraca, Decapoda, Varunidae.
UUCCUUCUCUUUGAUAUCACACAAAUAAACAUUACAAAUGGCAACCAAAACCUUCCGCAAAGAGGAGAUCCGACGUGUCGUCUACGGCACUUGCUUGGUGGAUGCGCCCGUGGGCGGGUGCAGUGUGGAGGCCGCGCCCAUCCGGGUGACGGUCAGCGUCCGCCGGCGCCGCGGGUGCUGGGGAAGGCUGGCCGGAGCCUGGAAGGAGGCGGCCGCGUUUUCCUUCGUCGACAGGCCGCGGGCCCCCUUCUUAUCCAACGCCUUCCUGGACAUGGAGCACAUCUUCAGGUACAGCAGCGAGGAAGAUGCGGGCGCGGCACAAGUUAAGAUCUGUCUGACGCUCCUUACCGGCCAGACGCGGGUGGUCAAAGUGGGCCUGGAAGACUUCCUGGGCCAGCUGAUGCAGAGCGGCCGCCCAGAGUGCUUCACUCUGUACGUCUACGAGGGGAAGGUCGCCCUGCUGCAGACCCGCCAGCCAGUCCCGGAGGUUCUGACGGAGUGGCUGUUUGACGGGAAGGGAAAUGACACCCACAAAGGGUCAAGUUACAAGGGCCGUGCCUGCUCUGACCCCGAGGUCACGGAGAUAGACAAGUGUCAAGAAAAGAUGGACACCUGUGACUCAGAGGAGAGUGCAUGGCAAACCCCUGAGAAUGACGCAGAGGAAAGUGCAUGGGGAACCCCCGAAGAAGACUCAGAUGUGAGUGCAUGGGAAACCGCUGAAGAAGACUCAGCCGAGAGUGCAUGGGAAACAGCUGAAGAAGAUUCACGAGUGAGUGCAUGGGAAACCGCCGAAGAAGACUCAGAAGAGAGUGGAGAUGAUUCAGGCGAGGAGAGUGGACUUGGCACUAAUGAAGACGAAGAUAUGGAGAGUGGAUGGGAGUCUGACGAUGAAGACUCAGAGGAGGAGAGAGCUGAAGAUGGAGGGAUAUUAUAA